Molecule: messenger RNA, 2267 nt
Organism: Echinops telfairi (small Madagascar hedgehog)
Lineage: Eukaryota; Metazoa; Chordata; Mammalia; Afrosoricida; Tenrecidae
Gene: CCDC116
Product: coiled-coil domain containing 116
Exons: 6
Coding region: 156-2267 (703 amino acids)
Cellular component (GO): centrosome
Source: RefSeq, a predicted model, not a curated record
GCACAGGACCCCGCAGGGGUUCCUCAUUGCUGUGGUCCGGUCGCUGGGCGUCGGAACCGACUCAGGGCACCCCACCACAGAAGAGGAGCGACGACACGGCAAAGCAGAGAGAAGGCGGCAGUCGUGCAGCACGAUCGGAGCCAGCCGGAGCAUUAAUGGCCAGAUGCCGCCACCACUCCGGGUACCUGGCGGACGAUGAGGCAGGCCACACGGUGUACAUGCGGAGGGUGCAGCCACCCCGGAAGCCGCUGUUCCCGGAAGUGGGCCCAACCUCCAGGCUGAGGCACGAACCGCAUCAGCCAUCUUUGUAUGGACAGGAAGACUCGGCUCCCCGGAGCCACCACCAAACCGCCUGGGGCACCCAGCCCUUUGGCACUUUCUUGGAUUUCCUGGCCGAAGGGCAGGUGCUGGACAGCCUACAGACUGUUGUGGAGGACGCCACGGAGUGGGUAGCGAACAUGAGGACGGAAGCUGGGGGAGCCCUAGUGGAUGUGCAGGACCCCAUAGAGGCCCCUUGCAAUGGACACCGGAUUCGGGUCCGACCCAGCCUCAGUACUGUGCAUCGACACCGGGCCAGGCCCAGUUUGUGCAUGGGCUCUCUCAACAACUACCCGUCCUGCUCCAGCACCUCGUCCAGCUCCUGCAGCAGCUUCUUUGUAGGUGGGCUGGGCUGGCGGAGCAGAGACAGCGACCUGGAAGCUCCUGGAGUUGGGCCCCUACCCCCCAUGAAGGACAGACUGCUUCUGGAAAGGAAUUUGAAGCGACUGAUGCAUCUGGAGAAAAGAGGGCGGCCUCUCUCUCCCUCUUUCCCUCCCUGUCUGCAGAAAUGUCAUAGCAUGAACUCCUCACUGUGGGACUCCCGGGGCAGCCAGGGCAGCAGUCAGUGGACGCCUGAACAGCCCUUGGCCUGGUUCUCAGAGCUGUUGGGCUCGGGCUCAACCACGCCUGCGGCCUCCAAGCUGGGGCCUGCUCAGCAGGAGUUUGUCUAUCUGAAUCGGGAGUUCCACAAGGAAAUGAAGUCUUUGCUGAACGGGCCGGACUCCAUCCAUCUGCCAGGCUACUGCCCAGCCCGAGAGCCCCACCGCACAUUGGACAUGCUGGCCAACCACCGCCUCUUCGCCGCCCUGCAGCACGUGGUCUGCCAUGCCGUGGAAAAGCUCACUGGUGCCUAUUGCCACGACGGUUACCCACUCUUCUCCCCGGAGACCAACAAGCCCACCCCGGAGCCCAGGCCAACGCCCAGCUCAGAGAAGCCACUGAGCACCGUCUCAAAGUUACCCACCAACAGGAAGGAGUCCAACAACCCACUCCCUACCAUAGCCUCCAACCCCAAGAUACGACGUGGCCAGAAAACUGCCAAGAGCAGAGAACAGGGCAGAGUCAAGGAAGAAGUCUUGCCCUCUUCUGGCAGCCAGGUGGUCACCAAAUUCAAGCCCAAGGUGACACCCACAGGAGCACUCAAAUUUCCCGGCCCCUCACCUUCCAGGCCCGAGAAACUUGACAGGUCCGACUGUGAACCCCAGAGCCAGAGGGACCAGCUCUGGUGCGGGUUGCCCCCCAUGACGAAGAUCCCUGGGAUAGUGGUGGAUAAUUCCCAGGCCAAGUUAACCAAGAAGAAGCCGCUGCCCUGUAUCUCCAAAUCCACCUCGUCCCCCUUCUCGGACCCCUGGGAGGAGGAGGGCCUCAAUUUCUUGGUGGAACAGGCGGUGGCCUUGCUCCUGUGCAAGUAUCAGUUUGAGAGGGGCCUCACCAAGCAGCUGGGUUUCAUCUCCUUCACAGUCACCGAAGUGCUCCUUGAUCUCCUCUUGGGUUUCAAGAAGGUGGCCAAGGCUGGCAUCCGUCUGUCCUCACAGAUGAACUGGUCCUGCCUGUUGCAGAAGCUAGAAGAGAGGGUGUCCCACCAGACCUCACAGCGCAGCACCUCUCAGCACCGUCCCUCUCCGCACAGCAUUUCCCAGAAAAGGCCCUUUCGGCGCAGCAUCUCCCGCCGCACCUCUGAGUCACCCUCUACACAGCCUAAGUCCACCACGGACCCGGAGGAAGCCAGCAUCCACAACACGGAGCUGCCGAGUUCUCCGGAGCUUACUGCUGAGAAGGAGCAGGAAGAGGAGGAGGAUUCCUCCAAGUCCCAAGAGGAGAUGAGCGUGGAGAUCCGAGAUGGCAGUGACGGAGAUGAGGAUGGAGCCCUCUCUACGGACGAGGCUGAGCCCACUGCUCAGGCUGAAGUCAAGACCAUCAUGACAGUGGGUCCCAGGGACCCCCCGUGA